Molecule: messenger RNA, 2016 nt
Organism: Pecten maximus
Lineage: Eukaryota; Metazoa; Mollusca; Bivalvia; Pectinida; Pectinidae
Product: neo-calmodulin-like
Exons: 5
Coding region: 198-650 (150 amino acids)
Molecular function (GO): calcium ion binding; enzyme regulator activity
Source: RefSeq, a predicted model, not a curated record
ACAAUGAUUAGGGCAUACAAUGGACAGGCGAGCAGUAUGUGUAGUAUGAGGGUGUGUAUGUGUGUAUAGUGUGUCGAUAAUGCGGUAUACACUUUAUGGACAGUCGGGCGUAUAUACUGAAACGUCGCAACCGGAGUCAACAUCCAAGGCAAGACAAGGGACACAGUUGAUGCUGAGGCUGUAACGGGGCACGCGCAAUGGCUUGUCUAGACAAUAUAACCCCGGAACGAAUGGCAGACUAUAAAGAGACAUUCGACUUGUUUGACGAGAAUAAAGACGGGAAGAUAACUCGAGAAGAACUUAAAAAUGUGAUGACCAAACUGCGUCAAGAUCCCACGGACGACGAGAUUAGAGAUAUGAUCAACGAGAUUGACCUAGACGAAAAUGGAACGAUAGAUUUUGACGAAUUCAUAACAAUGAUGCAUAACAGUUCAAAGGAGGACACGGAAGAGGAGUUCCGGGAGGCAUUCCGAAUGUUCGACAAAAACAGCGAUGGGAUGAUAGACGAACACGAAUUGAGGGAGGUGAUGACAGCUCUCGGGGAAAGACUGACGGACACACAGAUUAAAGAGAUGAUUAUAGAGGCCGACCUUAAUGGUGACGGUCUAAUUAAUUACCACGAAUUCAAAAUGGUGAUGGUAUCAAAAUGACAACGGAACGAGAAGGGAUAUUUAGAUUCAUUAGAAGCAUCCCUUCAUGGAAAACGUAACCAGGAAUUCCUCCAGGCAGAGUCAACAUCGCCGUUAGUUUCUGAGAACUGGCCCAAAUUGCUUUUGUCACGGUGGAUAGGGCAAUAUUUGCGUUUCAGUUACCACGAAGGUGUAUUUUUAUAAUUUCCUACUAUUAUUUUCUUUCUGUUUACCGGAGGGUAGGUCAUGGUACCAAACAGCCAAUCAACAGCCUCUGCGCGUCACGUGGUACUUUUAAAUAAGGGAUAUCGUUUGAACUAAAUAUUUGCCCUGAUUCCUGUUCUACUUCUGUUAUAUUCCGUCUCUAAAAGAUUCAUUGAGAAUGCUUAGCACGUGCAACAACGUGACCUUUUUAAAGCGUGAACCACGUGAAGCUGCAUUUAUUCAUAGAUCACGUGAUGUGUAUUAUAAAACUAUGAAUCUCACUUUCAUUAUCCUUCCCACAUAGCCUGAAUCUGGUGUAAAGGUACAUGUUGGUGGAGUCGUCCGAGUCUUUUACAAGUUUGUAUGGCUGUGUGGAGGUGAAUGUAGAUUCAAGCACCUGUGAUUUAUUCCUAAAUAAUAUAUAUUAUUAUGUUACUCUGUUACAUACAUAUCAUUUCUUUCUGUAUCAUCCUUAUACAUAUAUUACCUGUCCAUAAUAUUCCUGAACAUUUUUUUCUGUUUAUGAAUCCUUGUUGUUUUUAUCGUCAUUUUCGUCAAUUGUGUUUCGAAGUUUUGAAGAAUUGCAUAUAAAUGCCUGUUUACGAAAUCCUGGAGCGAUUCCGAAGUGUUGAUUUGGCUCAUUUCGUCCUUUUUACGAGAUGUUCCGAAUGUGAAUCCAUGUGAACACACCAUGUGUACCUUUCAGGCAGCUGUUUUUUAUUAUUUGUAUAGAUCCCCACUAAUUGGUAAUGAGAUCGCUCUAAAAAGCUCAAUCUCGCAAGAUCACUGUCAAAAUUUAAAGAGAAGUUUUGCUCCAAAAACAUGUUCUUAAUAUCCUUCAGUCCAAAAGCACAACCAAUCACCUGAUGGUUUCGACAUUAUAAAAUGGCGAACACUGCUGCUGAUACAUGUCUGUAUUCGUAAUUUCUGUAUUUACAAGUGUUUGUGGCCUCACCAAAGGAUUAUUCGAAAUGUACAGUGACGGUAGUUUACUAGUAAAGUCUUGGAUAUCCGAAUGUCAAUGAUCACUGACUUGAUGCCAAUCUCGCAAGCCGAAGAACAGACUGCUAUAAAGUCAUAAAUGUUUCAUCCAGAAAGUGGAAAUCUACACCCUGUACCCUUUCCCCAAUCUCAAAAGGAUCCAGACGUCAAUUUUUUACAUGAAUAAAUUAUUUGUCCACUA